This is a messenger RNA of Stylonychia lemnae, 2088 nucleotides long. The record is from the annotation of a GenBank genome assembly. Lineage: Eukaryota; Ciliophora; Spirotrichea; Sporadotrichida; Oxytrichidae.
AUGAUAAAAACUUAAGCAACACAACCCUCAUCUCGAUAUAGCACUAAGUAACUCUAGUCCUACAUAAAGAACCUAGAUAGCUUUGGAAUCCCAGUAUCUCUCACAUUUAAAAAUGAUCCACAUCUUAAAUCAUUUGUUGGAGGAGCAAUGACAGUACUAAGCAGAAUUGGAGUAUUCAUAUAUCUUGCACUUUAGAUGAUUUCUGUGUUCUCUAAAACAGCCACGAUUUAGGCAUCUUUCUACAGAAGAGACCUAAUAAAGGAUCCAACGUAGUAUGACUUAACUUUAAAAGACUUUGAUUAUGGAAUAAGACUAGAAUAUGUGUUCUAUGAGCGUGAACCUCAGAUUUAAGCUGAGCUUGACUAAUAUGUUUAUAUGCAAAUAAGUCAAAAUAUAUAUACAUGGGUGAAAGACAAAAAGGGUAAUUCAGUCUUUCAAAAACAAAAAAUCAAAACAGAAUUAGGAAAUUGUAGCUAAGGAAGAUUAGGUUUAAAAGAAGGUGAAGUAGAUUAUCUAGGCAUUAUAAAUGGAUACUAAUGUCCUAAAGAUGUCAAUUAUUAAAUUAAGGGAAGUUUUUCUGGUGAGCAAACCAAAUUUAUCUAAUUAUCCGUCAGGGACUGCAAUUAAACAUAUCUUAAUGAAGCCUAUAACAAAACCAAGUAAUGCAAAUCAAAAAAAGAGAUUGAGAGAGUUUCCGCUAAUCUUAAAAUGUACUUUGUUGCUGAAAAUUCCUACUUUGACGAGAAUGACUAUGGUAGCGAAUCAGUAAAAAAAUUCUUGAAACCUUAUUAUCUAACUUCAAAGAACGCAACAAGCAAGUACUAUUAUAUGCUACUGAGCCAAAAUGAGAUAAUUAAAUAAGAUAAUUUGCUACUUGAUGAGGAGGUCAAUGAUAAAUUUAUCGAAACUAAAAUCGAUUACAGCGUUGAUCAAGAGCUAGAGGCCAUUGAUGCUUAUAAUAAUGCUUACAUAGGAGUCUAUAUUUAGAUGGAUGAUUAAGUGAAAACAGUUAACAGAAAGCUAAUGACUAUUUUAGAUGCUUUAGGAAAUACUGGAGGCUUCAUGAGUAUUAUAAUCGUAGUGGCAUACGCUAUGAUCUAGUAUGUGUAGAAAACUUUGUACUACACCUCGCUUGUUAAAAGUCUAUUCGUUUUUCAAGAGAAUUUUGAAUAGCAAAGUUUUUAACCAUAUUCUCAAAACAAGCAAAAGAAUGUAAAAAUAAGAUUAUCUACAAAAAAGAAUUUAGAGGAGGAAGUUAUAUCUUUUGAAGAAAAGUCAGCAAGAAAUGAAGAGUAGGAUUCUUCUACUGAAGAAAUCAAUCUCUUUUAAAAACUUUACAAAUAGCUCAGCAGCAGGAAAAAACUUAAAUACACUUUAACUGAUGAAUUUAAGUCAACUUUUAUUCGGUUAAGGAUCUGCAAAAAGACAAGCUAAGAAUAAGUUUAAAAAGAUAUUCUAUACAAAAGAGGAGUUGAUAAAAUAGACCAUGAGCUUGAUCUAAGAUAUAUAAUUAAGUAGCUAAGAUCUUUGAAAUUCAUUAGUUAGGUCUUGCUUAAUAAACAAUAAAGAUUUAUGCUGCCUUACUUUAAAGCUAAUUUACUGAAUGUGUAAAAUGCACCAGAAUAGAAUAAAAAAGAUAAAUUUGGACCUUAUUUGAGGAAAACUAUUGAAAAUAGAGAUCAUACCAAGAUUGACAGAAGGAUACUUAAGUAUAUUGAUCUUUCAGACGAGGAUUUGCAACAUAAAGCCAAGAUUAAUAUUGGUUCAGAUUCUGCUCUUAAAUAGACAAACAACUAAAAAAUUAGCGACAAAAGCCUAUCUAGCGUUGAAUAGAAUCAAUGGGAUUAGAAUAGUCAAGUAAAUUUAGAUACUCCUUUGAAUAUUAGCAAGCAGCAAUUGCUCUCAGACAGUCAAAAGUAGCAUACUUAAAAUAGCAAGAGGAAAUUAAGUUCAAGCAAAAUAGAUGAAUCACUAAUUGGUAACUCUCAUAUUAAAGAGUAAAAUGAUAUUGAUGAAAUGAUACUGGAUAUUGAAAAUGAUACCCCUAUCUACUAAAAUCAUAGUAAAAAACAUAAUUCUCUUAUUUGA